CAGGCACCACACAGCGCCCUGCAGCUGGGUCUCAUCCACAACCAAGAGCCUUCCCUCCUCGGGUCUAACACUUCCGCUUCCCAGCUUCAGACAACACCCUGACCUAAGGACUUGUAACAGCCAAGCCAAAGCCCAGAGAUGGAAGCAGACGAGGUCACAGAGGAGCCUCAUACCACCAGAGAUGCAGAGGAGCACCGUUCUUCAAAGGACCCCUCAGCCGAGGACUCACAGGAGCCUCCUAUCACUGAAACCCCCUUGGAACCUUCUGUCCCUGAGGCCCCUUUAGAGCCCCUUACCUCUGAAAGUUCUUUGGAGCCUUCCACUUACCAGGUCCCUUUAGAGACCCAGUCCUCUGAAGUCCCCUUGGAGCCUUCCAUCUCUGAGACCCCUUUAGAGCCACACACCUAUGAAUCCCUUUUGGAGCCUUCCAUCUCCAAGGCCUCUUUAGAACACUCUAUCCCUGAGAGCCCAUUGGAGAGUCACAUCGCUAAGGUCCCAGAGAAACACUUUACUUCUCAUAAAUCUUCACCUGGCCAUGUCUCUGUGUCUUCCUCUCAAGUUCUGAAGGAAGACCUCUUCGCUGAGCCUUCCUCCAGUCAGGCCUUAUGGACAAGGAGAUCCAACCAGAUCUCUGAAUCUGAGGUCCUUGAAAAGCACUCACUUUCAGACCCUUCAGUCCAGGCCCACCUGGACACACCUGCAAAGGAAAGGGAGGAGGACGGAGAAGACAGGGAGGGUGUAGAUGCCACCGAAAGCACUGCUCACACAGCUCAGCCAGGCCAUCAUCUGGGAAAGAAGAAGGAGAAAAAAGGAGUUAGCCGUUACACAGUCGGCCCAGUGGUCCCUGCUAAGCAGGCAGAGUUGGUGGAACUGGCUAAGGCAAUGCACAGAGAGAAGUUUGGUGCUCACAUGAAUAAUCUUUUCCAAUGGGAGAAGAGUGCAGCCCUGAAUGCCAUGCAGACAGGUCUCUACAUUGGCUGGCGCUGCCCCCACUAUCUAUGGGACUGUUUCCGGAUUGGAGAUGAGUCUAAGUGCUUUUGUGGACACUUGUUGAGAGAGCACCAGAUCAUCUCAGACAUAUCUGUGCCGUGCAAUGUGAGCCAGUGCCGCUGCCUCAUGUUCUGCUUUAUCCCAUCACGCCCAGAGGAGGUGGGUGAGUUCUGGCUCAAGAGACGAGCUACCUUUGACCCCAAGGCCUGGAGGGCCCAAUGUCGCUGCAAACACAGCCAUGAAGACCACGCAGCUACCAAGUCCCAUCCCUGCAGGGUCAAAGGCUGUUGCUGCAACUGCUUUGAGUCUAACUUCCUCUGUGCGGCCUGUGACCGGCGCUGGGAGGAACACGAGACUUUCUUUGAGACUGAGGCGACCCGUCGACGAGGAAGGAGGCCUCACGGGACAGACACUGUCAACACCUCGCACAAGCCUCAGUGAGCCUGGCUCAGAUCAGCAAUAAAGGGAAAGCCAUUGGAAUCUGACCUGGCUCUUUAUGGCGCAGCUAGAGCCCAGCCCAGGGAUAGAAUCCUAAGACUUUAGAGUCAACACCUAUUGGGAGUGAAAGACAGCACCACACAGGAAAGAGGCUGGAUCCAGACAUCUGCCUCCAUCACACUCACAUUUAAGCUGCUAGCUCUGGCAUUAGAAGAAGAGAGUGUCUUCAAGGAAGCCAAGGAAGAGGUUUCAAGAAGGAUAGAGUGAUGUUAGAUGCAACUGUGGCCUCCAGCAAGCUAAAGACUGAAAAAUGCCCAUGGGAUUUUCUAAUUAGGUCUUUGGGGACUUCAGAGAGUAUAAUUGCAGUGGUGCAGUGGAGGCAGGAGUGUCUUUAAGAAGCUUGGGUGAAAGGAGCAGGAGAGAAGUCAGACAAUAGCCAGAGGGAGAUGUGGAGUCCAGGAAUCAUUUUUUUUAGGAAGGAAAGGGGAAGAGACAAGUAGAGAAAGAGACCUUGAAAGAUGCAGAAGAGAGAUGCCUGUGAGACAAGCUUCCAGAGAUGGAGGGGAGGGGAUGAGGUCAAGGCAGAGAUGAAAGGGUUCCCUCUGACGGGAGAAACACCACUUCCUAAGACCAAGAGGAAGGAAGGAAGGAAGGAAGGAUAGGGUGGGUCUUCAUUGAUCUGCAGGGAGCAGAAUCUUGUGGAAGUUCCCCUGUGAAGUCAAGGUCAGUUGCUGGAGGGCGAGGAGAGGGAUAAGAGUGUGGGGAGUAGGAGCCGGGAAAAGAGAGGUGAAGGUUUGGGAAAGCUAAUGUGGGGAAUUGGAGAAAAACAUGAUCAGUGGAUAAAGAUUCAGGUAGCAGGAACCUGGUCAGAAAAGCAGAGAAGCAAAAUAUUUAGAUUAAAGGGUGGUGAUGGGAGAGUGUCAAGGAGAAUGAUCGGGAAAAUAAGGCUUGAGGAUAUGUGGGGAGCUGACCAUACAGAUAGGGAAAGAAAAUGAUGCCAGGAAUCAAUUGGCAGAUUGUAAAAAGGAACAAAGGAAUAGAAGUCUUCAAUGAGGUCUAGCAGCAGAUGUAGUGGUAGGAAUUGAAGUACAGGAGACAGUAGUCAGAACCUGCAGAGCAUUUCAGCUUUCAGAUGAGAGCAACUUCGAAUAAUCACAAAGACUUCGAUUAGAGAAGAUUGUGGGCUAAGGGCCCAAAUCAGUGAAUGUGGGGGAGUGGCUAGGCAGUCCACAGAUGAUUCUUAUGGGGAGUGGAAGAUUCUGACAUAAUGGGCUCUGUGUCACUUCCCCCUCUCUGGGCCUCAGUUUCAGGAUCUAUAAAAGAGGGUUAAUCUCUGUACUACCUGCUCUCUAUAAGAGCCCAAAGAAAUAACCAGUUUCAAAGUGCUUUGUACUCGCCUACCCCUCCUGGCUGGUUUCCGUCAUCUUCCAAGAUCCCAGCUCCUUUUAUCUCUUGCCCUUCUCCAGAGCAGCUCUAGGGAGAUGCUGUCCCAGAGGUAUGUCAACAAAAGUCACUACCACCAAACCAAUGCAAACAGGAGUCCCCAAUCUGGGGUGUGUAAAGGGAGAAACUUUUCAGGUGAACAGUUUGCAAACCAGGGAGAGACAGCCUCCAACAGAAACCAAAAUUGCACUCUGUCUGCUUUUAUAGAGGAAGCUUCUGCCCUAUCCCUGAUUGGUCUAUUUUUAUGCAAAUGAAGAAUCCAAAUUUAUACAGUCUGAUUGGUCCAAAUAGCACUAUCCUGAUUGGUCAGAAUCACUCAUUCUGAUUGAUUGUUAUGGAUUGCUCUGAUUGGUCAGUAAAUAAGCAAAUAAGAGUAUAGCUGUGCUGCUCAGAUUUGGGAAGGUCUCAGCCCAUUGGUUGAAAGAUGAUUCCAGGAACUCCUUUAUAAAGGUGGGCUCAGCCACCAGGAACAUAGUACAGGACACUGGCCAUUCAGUCUGUGGCUUUCCCCUGAAAUGCAGAGUGUAUAAGAGGCCCCUGUCUCUUAUAUUGUUGCUGGGCAACAAUAAUAUGGCUAUACAAAAGCAAUUUACUAUCUCCAGAAGUAAAAAGUUCCUUAUUACUGGUCAUAUGCAAUUAGCGCCAUAAUAACCAUUCACUACAACUAAUUCAGUUAAUAGUCAGCAAUAAAGGAAUGGUUACUAUGAUAAACUCAUUCAAGGAAGCUUUAUGUUUGCAUAAUAUACAAAGCAUAUUUACAUAGACUAUGUAAUAAUAUGGAAAACUGUAAGUGGGAGACGAAGAAUAUAAUAUACAAUACAUUCGACGCAUGUAUUAUAUAUA
This is a messenger RNA of Rhinolophus ferrumequinum (greater horseshoe bat), 3714 nucleotides long. It is a transcript of the gene FAM221B, whose product is annotated as family with sequence similarity 221 member B. The record is from RefSeq and is a predicted model, not a curated record. The coding region runs from base 139 to 1431 and encodes 430 amino acids. NCBI's taxonomy places the organism in Eukaryota, Metazoa, Chordata, Mammalia, Chiroptera, Rhinolophidae. The transcript has 7 exons.